Yamadazyma tenuis ATCC 10573 is the source of this 758-nucleotide messenger RNA. The record is from RefSeq and is a predicted model, not a curated record. NCBI's taxonomy places the organism in Eukaryota, Fungi, Ascomycota, Pichiomycetes, Serinales, Debaryomycetaceae.
UACGUUUUAAUAUCAAUGUGCAACAUGCUUUAUGGACACUAUUUGACCAUAAAUAAACCCGCAAAAGGAAUCACCUAUUUGAUCAGAAUCUUCAAUGUUAUUGGAAAGUCGGUAUUGCCAUUGAUUGACCGAGCGUUUCUAAACCCUGAAAGUAAAGGGAAAAUGCUCAGGUUCGUCUUCUUUCCUCGUUUACUUGUGACUGUCCAGAGAGUGUCUCUCAUUAUCGCUUCAACCCUUAUAAAAUUGAGGAUAAUCGACUUGGAAACUACAGACCUUGAAAUCCUUUUGAUGAAGUUAGGCAGUUUUUUCCGAGACAUUAAUCGACUUCUCUCCAGCCUGUGCUACGCAAGUUGGAAGUUCACUAAGAUUUAUGAACAUUUGACCAGCAAGGUGAACUUGGACAGGAUCAAACAAAGAGUGAAUUGCACUGGGAAUUUUGGAUUUACCACCAACUGCAUCAGAAUUUUAGUGUCUUCUUUGACAAAAGCUAUCAACGAGUUUGAAAUUAACCAGACGUUCUAUUCUGCUUCAAUUCCUAGUGACUAUCCGUUCAUUUCAACUGAUGGAUAUGCAGCCUCCGACCGAUUUGAUCAAAAAGUAGAAGCGGGUGAUGAUGGAGACCUGUUGUGGCUCCUUAUGUUAUCUAUGAAAGAGCACAAGGAAGACUUCAGUCUUGACGACUUUUAUAAGGAUGUUAUCUCUACUUUAGGGUAAAAGAGUUGUACAAAUGCGACUAUAAUAUACGAAUCAAUAACGCG